Molecule: messenger RNA, 330 nt
Organism: Musa acuminata AAA Group (dessert banana)
Lineage: Eukaryota; Viridiplantae; Streptophyta; Magnoliopsida; Zingiberales; Musaceae
Product: protein S40-1-like
Exons: 1
Coding region: 1-330 (109 amino acids)
Source: RefSeq, a predicted model, not a curated record
AUGGAGGAGUUGUGUGAGUCGGAUGUGAUGUGGCCGGACGGAGACGAGCGGCGGCCGUGCGACGCGCAUAAAGCUUGCAGCAGCUCGUCGCGCGCUCGGACUCGGACGACGUCCGCGCCGGUGGCUAUCCCGAGGGCCAGGGGCGCGCCAGUGGUCGACGAGGAGCGGGAGACGGAGCUGGUGCCGCCGCAUGUCCUGGCGUCCCGCGGUAGGACGGUAGGGAAGGCGGCCUUCUCGCUGUGCACGGGGCAGGGGAGGACGCUCAAGGGCCGGGAUCUGAGCCACGUCCGGAACUCCGUGCUCCGGAUGACCGGCUUCCUCGAGGGAUGA